GCGCCGCGGUCGGCCCGGAGGCAGAGCCGGAAGCGCUUGUUUGACCCUCGGUCCCCCUGUUUUCGAGGAGGUAGCCGUCCCCCCACCCUCUCCGCCUCCCCUCCCCACCCCUCCUCGGGAGGCCGAAGCCCCCAGCCUGGGCGGGGCGGCGCAGCCCGAGCGCGGACCCGGAAGGAGCGCCGUCCCCCGCCUCCGCCAUGGAGCCCGCCGCGCCGUCCCUGACCGAGGAGGACCUGACCGAAGUGAAGAAGGACGCUUUAGAAAAUUUGCGUGUGUACCUGUGUGAAAAAAUCAUAGCUGAGAGACAUUUUGAUCACUUACGUGCAAAAAAAAUACUCAGUAGAGAAGACACCGAAGAAAUUUCCUGCCGAACAUCAAGUAGAAAAAGGGCUGGAAAAUUGUUAGACUACUUACAAGAAAACCCCAAAGGACUGGACACCCUGGUCGAAUCUAUUCGGCGAGAAAAAACACAGAACUUUCUGAUACAGAAGAUUACAGAUGAAGUACUGAAACUUAGAAAUAUAAAACUAGAACACCUGAAAGGACUGAAGUGCAGCAGCUGUGAGCCUUUCCCAGAUGGCGCCACCAGCAACCUCCCCAGGUCAAAUUCGGAUGAGAGUAAUUUCUCUGAGAAACUGAGAGCCUCCACUGUCAUCUACCAUCCGGAAGGAGAAUCCAGCACGGCCCCCUUUUUUUCGACUGAUUCCUCUCUGAAUUUGCCCGUCCUGGAAGUGGGCAGGACUGAACACCCCACCUUCUCUUCAACGACGCUGCCCAGACCUGGGGACCCGGGGGCACCUCCUUUGCCACCGGAGCUGCGCUUAGAAGAAGAAGGAACCUGUGGAAACUCCAGCGAGAUGUUUCUCCCCCUGAGAUCACGUGCUCUUUUGCGGCAAUGACAGCUAACUACCUUUUUCUUUAUUUUUGAUGAUGACCAGAAAAUGUGAUUGAUAAAAUAUAGCAUCAUAUAAAGUUGCUAGAGUGACUUACUAACUUUUGAUACACGUCCCUUUAACAUGCCAUGUAAGCAUACUUUGUAAAUAGACUCUUUUAGAAUAAAAGAAGCAUACUUUUAGAUAGCUAAAGUCAGUCAUGUUGAUCAUGGGCUUUUCAGUAUUUUGUAUUCUCAGUUUUAAGGUAAUUUAGUAUGUUCACUUUUUUUUUUAAUGAUUUAAGACUAACAGAGAACAUUUCUCCACUUGAGAAUAGUCGUGGCUGGGAAGAGUGUUUCUUUGUGCAUUUGUGCUAAUAAGUCUCACAGUCUAAUAGUCCCUUCUGACGUCCAUCGGUCCCCCCUGGGGAUGAAGCUGUUCGUAUUCAGUGGUAAAGCCAAUCUCUUUGGGAACAGCGCCAGUGAGCGGAAUCUUUUCCCCACUCAGCGGGACCCACGGGCACAUGCAGGGCCACCUUGUAGUUCAGAGGAGCAAGUAGUGGAAUUUGACCAAAAGAUAACAAUUUGCCAAAAUACAUUUCCUAUUAAAUCUUACAAAUUUAUUCUACUUUAAGAUGUUCAUAUUUUUUGCUUUAUUAUUUUCAUUCCUAAAGAAAAAUCUUGAAAUAACCUUAAGUUAUUACAUAUAAUUUGAGGGGACUUUCAAACAUACUUUUUCUGUACUUUUCUUUAUCCCUUUUAAUGACUACUGUACAGUUGAAAUAAUUAGAACAAAAUUGUGUGGGUAUGAGACAGUUCUGCUUUUAAUACUGUUUGGAACAAAUGGGCCAUUGAAGUAGAUUUGUCUUUUUGUUCUAUAACAAAGUUUGACUAAUUUUUACACAUUUAUAAACCUGCUUUCAUUGUUUUCAUUAAAUUAUAAUUCUGCCUAUUUCCUGCCAUCUGUCUCAUAGAUAUUUCCAGCACUUGCAAAAAGCAGAGAUGGAAAUAUGCCAUUCAAAAUAAACAUAUUUAAAUUGUAGUGUUGUGUUUUGGAAGUUUAAACUUUUUCAGUAAUAAAUAAAUAUCUAAAAUUU
Messenger RNA from Phacochoerus africanus (Common warthog), 1968 nucleotides. RefSeq names its product BCL10 immune signaling adaptor (gene BCL10). Bases 198 to 899 code for a protein of 233 amino acids. Gene Ontology annotation, cellular component: cytosol; CBM complex. NCBI's taxonomy places the organism in Eukaryota, Metazoa, Chordata, Mammalia, Artiodactyla, Suidae. Gene Ontology annotation, biological process: apoptotic process; positive regulation of extrinsic apoptotic signaling pathway; adaptive immune response. Gene Ontology annotation, molecular function: protein kinase B binding; NF-kappaB binding; kinase activator activity. The record is from RefSeq and is a predicted model, not a curated record. The transcript has 3 exons.